UGAAAGAAAUUAUCUUCGUGGUCAACUAGUGUGGAACCUUGCUAGUCCUCUUCCUUCAAAGCUGAAUAUAGAUCGAUAAACAAUUUGCCAAAAGAGCGUUGUAAUUAACAACUACCACUAUAUGGCUUCCUCCAAAUCGAGAACUAAGUGCUCUCUCUCCUUGUUCUUCUACAUCAUCGUCUUUCAUGUUAUCAUACAACAUGCAACACCACUCUCCUUCAGCUUCAACUUUUCUGAUCCCGAAACUUACGGGUCGAAUAUCAAAUUGCAGUCCGACGCUUUCUGGAACGGGACUGUCAUCAAUCUUACGAAGGACACGCCCAGCAGCCAAGGCCGAGUGGUGUACGGCAAUCCGGUGCUUCUUUGGGACGACGCCACGGGCGAGGUGGCUAGCUUUCACACUAGCUUCUCUUUCGUCAUCCAAGCCAUGAACCUGAGCUUUUACGGGGAUGGGCUAGCGUUCUUCCUCUCCCCUUCCUGGCCGGUGUUCCCCAGCUUCGGCAGUGGUGGCUACCUCGGCCUCUUCGACGGUAGAACCGCUCUGAACUCGAUGCAGAAUCAGAUGGUGGCCGUCGAGUUCGACACCUACCGGAAUGACUGGGAUCCGAGCGCCUGUCACGUUGGUGUUGAUAUCAAUUCCAUCAACUCUACGGUGUACAAGGAAUUGCCGGAUAUCACCAGAAGCCGCACCUACGCGACCGCGUCAAUCGACUACGAUAACACUACGGAAUAUUUGAGUGUCUUGCUUUCUUUCCACGGUAAUCCGAACUACACUAGGCCUUUCCGCCUCUCUUACCUCGUUGAUUUGAAGGCAGUACUUCCCCACGAGGUGACCGUAGGCUUCUCAGCUGCCACUGGCAACGCCUUCGAGCUGCAUCAGAUCCUGUACUGGAAUUUCAGCUCAACUUUGGAAAGGAAGAGUAAUCGUACGAUUCCGAGCCCACCAACACAACCGGCCCCUCCGUCAUCAACUGACUCUGGCAAAAGUAAUGUCGGAGUUGUUGCCGGCUCGGCCGCCGGGGUAGUCGCUCUGCUCUGUUUGAUUGCGGCAGUUUGGUUUCUUUCGUCGCGUAAGAAGGCCAACACGGGGAAGGAAGAAGGCAGCAGCAAGGACAACGAGGAUGAUCUGAUCAACGAGGAGUUCCAGAGAGGUAGUGGACCCCAGAGGUUUCCUUACAGCGAUUUGGUUGCCGCGACAAACAACUUCGACGAGGCAGAGAAGCUUGGGCAGGGCGGCUUUGGUUCCGUGUACAAAGGGUUCCUGAGGUCCGCAAACCUUCCCGUAGCCAUCAAAAGAAUCUCCAAGGAGUCGAAACAAGGACUGAAGGAGUACACGUCCGAGAUCAAUACGAUAAGCCGACUGCGGCAUCCGAAUCUGGUGCAGCUCAUAGGCUGGUGCCACAGGCGCGGAGAUUUCAUGCUGGUUUACGAGUUGAUGCCCAACGGAAGCCUAGAUUCCUAUCUCUACAGUGAAGAGAGACUACUGCCGUGGACGGCGAGAUACAACAUAGCACAAGGCUUGGCCUCCGCUUUGCUGUAUCUUCACGCCGAGUGGGAGCAGUGCGUGGUGCACCGGGGCAUCAAGUCGAGCAACAUCAUGCUGGAUUCGUCGUUCAGCGCUAAGCUCGGCGACUUCGGGCUGGCGUGGCUUGUUGACCUUGACCGCGGCUCGCAAACCACGGUUCCGGCGGGCACCUUGGGAUACCUGGCCCCAGAAUGUUUCAUCACUGGAAAGGCCAGUAAGGAGACCGACAUCUUCAGCUUCGGUGUCGUCUUACUCGAAAUCGCUUGCGGGAGAAAGUGCAUAGUCCAGACAGAGGUUGGGAGGAAAGUUAGCCUGGUUGAGUGGGUCUGGGAUCUGUAUGGAAGGAAGUCAGUUCUUGAAGCAGCCGACGAGCGUCUGAACGGCGAUUUCGAAGAACCGGAAAUGGAGAGUUUGAUGGUUGUGGGGUUAUGGUGCGCCCACCCAAAUUAUAAUCGACGACCGUCGAUCAAACAAGUAAUCGGUGUUUUGCGCUUUGAAAUUCCAUUGCCUGCUCUUCCUCCUAAGAUGCCGGGGCUGGUGACCGCGCCGCCGCCGGCGGAUCUAUCAAGUUUCAAUUACACCUCAUCGUCAUCCACUGGAGCAUCGGCUACCGCCGUUUCUGUAUCUACUAACUCGACCGCUGCAUCUGAAUCCUCCUCAUCUUUGCUACUUAAAUAA
Molecule: messenger RNA, 2203 nt
Organism: Ananas comosus (pineapple)
Lineage: Eukaryota; Viridiplantae; Streptophyta; Magnoliopsida; Poales; Bromeliaceae
Product: L-type lectin-domain containing receptor kinase IX.1-like
Exons: 1
Coding region: 122-2203 (693 amino acids)
Biological process (GO): protein phosphorylation
Cellular component (GO): plasma membrane
Molecular function (GO): carbohydrate binding; ATP binding; protein kinase activity
Source: RefSeq, a predicted model, not a curated record